UUCUGUGAUAAAUGUGGCAUUUAAGUUACUAAAUUAAACUAAACAUUAUAAAUAAAAAGAAAAAUAUGGUGCACAAUUGAAAGAAAUAAGCCAACGGUUUUUGUUUAUAUUUGGCCCCACCACCCACACACCCACCGAGCAGCCAAGAUGUCUUACUCCGCGGAGCGAGCUCUAUCCUUUCUGUACCCCACAGCGAUCGUCGCUUCGGUGGUCUGUUGCAUCACCUCGGCGGUGGCCUGGACUCACUGGCGCUACGUCCUGAAUGCCUGUCCGGACACCAACUGCGGCUGCGUCCUUCACAGCCGGAGCACGUACAACAGCUUCGAGGGCGGCAAUAUUGCCUACUGCCACUACGCCACCUAUGGGCUGAUACUGCCGCUGAUCUUUGCCGUGGUGCUGGGUAUCUAUCAUGGAUAUCGGAUGUGCAUCGGGCGGGGCAAGCCCAAGACUGGCACGGCCACCAUCAGUCAGCGAUCCGGUGAAAUAAUUGUGGUAAAUACCGAGUCGGAACUCUCACCCCAUGGGCUCUCUCCAUAUUAUUGGCUCCCGGCCACCGUCAUCUCUGUGAUCAUGGCCAUCUAUCAGCUGAUCUACUCUGCCAUAUUCACCGAUGGAUUUGAGGUGACCUGCAAGCAGUACAGGGAGUCGCUUUUGAAGGAAAUCCAGGGCGUGGGCAAUAUAGUGCCCGUGAUCAAGUCCCGAUUGUCGUGUGCCGCCGUUUUCGACUUUAUGGACUACUUGGUGGAGAGCAUCUCGUAUGAGAGGAGGCGCUAUGGACGCAUUAAUACCGCCGCCUGCUUGUAUUUCACCCUGGUCUUCGCCUGGUUGGCCCUAUUCGCCUGGCUGGCCAUCUGUGUGAUCAACAUUGUGAAUCUGCGCCGAACAAAAGCCGCCAGAAUCUGAGCAAGGUCCUCAGCAGCAGGGAAAUAAUGCCAGCCUAAUAUAUUGGAAUGGAUGAAGCAUAAACUAAGACAUUCCCCACGCACAUUCGCCUUAUAUAUUUUAUCGUAGCCUUACGAAGCGCCACUUAUUUAUUAGUAGAAACCCACACAUCAAUUACGUCCACGGUUCGAACCGCCAUCAAAACGCAUUGUACAAAUAAAUGUCUGAGCAACAACGAACGAUUAAUUAAAUCACGACAUAAGUUUUACAAAA
Molecule: messenger RNA, 1155 nt
Organism: Drosophila kikkawai
Lineage: Eukaryota; Metazoa; Arthropoda; Insecta; Diptera; Drosophilidae
Source: RefSeq, a predicted model, not a curated record